CAAAUUUAAAAAUAUAAAAUUCUUAUUUUAUUACUUUCUUAUAUUGUUGUUUUAGUUUUUUUUAUCCAACCAAACUAACUCAAGACUCAAGAGUGCAAUCUUCUUUCGCGAUGUUCGUCUUCUAAAAUCGUCUGUAAUCAGUAUUCCCUACCAUCAUCUCCUCGGCGAGAAAUGGCAGCUAUCAGUCUUUCUCCCCUCUUCAAAACCCUAAUUCCCCAAUUCUCCCGCUCCGAAAACCCUCCUAAAGUCCCCCCGACAUUGCAAUCUCUUUCGCUCCCCCUUCUCCCCAGUUCCCUCUCGCCGCCACUCGUCCCCUGCACCCUCAAACCCCGAGUCGGAUCGGGAAUUCAUCCCCCGAGAGCCGCCGGAAAUGGGGAGUAUUCGGUGAGGAGAAGCGUCAAGGAUGAAAGGGAGACUAUUAUGCUUCCUGGGUGUGACUACAAGCACUGGCUUGUUGUGUUGGAGUUCCCCAAGGACCCUUCCCCCACUCGAGACCAGAUGAUUGACACUUACCUCAACACUCUCGCCACUGUUCUUGGAAGUAUGGAAGAAGCAAAGAAGAACAUGUAUGCCUUCAGUACAACGACUUAUACAGGAUUCCAAUGCACGGUAUCUGAAGAAACAUCUGAAAAGUUUAAAGGAUUACCUGGAGUGUUGUGGGUUUUACCUGAUUCUUACAUUGAUGUCAAAAACAAGGACUAUGGAGGGGAUAAGUACAUCAAUGGAGAGAUAAUCCCUUGCAAGUACCCUACAUAUCAAUCAAAGCAAUCUGGUCCCUCAAAAUCAAGGAGCAAAGCAUAUGUGAGAAAAAGGGACGGCCCUCUUCCUGAACGCCAAAAACAGGAAUCCAACCCCAAAUCUUCCUUGUAGAAGCAUAAUGGUUUAUUUAAUUAUCUGGUUAGGAGACGUGUUGCUUUUGUUUGAACAUGGCAAGCAGGGUGUUCUCUAGACAUGGAGGAAAAAUAGGUUGAGAUACUUUCUCAAACCCAAAUACCACAAAGAAGAGAAGUUAACACUUGGAGACAUAGCAUUGUUGAAGCUAUGUGUGCUCAUUGGCAAUAAAAUGAUGCUAAUGAGCAUCAAAUGAAUGAGGAGAAUCACGAGGGUUUUGAUGAUAAUGAAGUUAAAAUGGAAGACUAUGUUUAAUAAUUUUAUUUUAAAACUAUCUUUGGAUUUGGGAUAAUGUGUUCUUUUUGUUGUCUCUAGAAUUUCAUUGAUGGAUUUUGACAUACAUCAAAGAUUGUUUGAAGAUAAUAAUGCUUUUUUUUGCAA
Messenger RNA from Cuscuta campestris, 1272 nucleotides. The record is from the annotation of a GenBank genome assembly. NCBI's taxonomy places the organism in Eukaryota, Viridiplantae, Streptophyta, Magnoliopsida, Solanales, Convolvulaceae.